Acanthochromis polyacanthus (spiny chromis) is the source of this 983-nucleotide messenger RNA. RefSeq names its product U2 small nuclear RNA auxiliary factor 1 (gene u2af1). Gene Ontology annotation, molecular function: metal ion binding; pre-mRNA 3'-splice site binding. NCBI's taxonomy places the organism in Eukaryota, Metazoa, Chordata, Actinopteri, Pomacentridae. The record is from RefSeq and is a predicted model, not a curated record. Gene Ontology annotation, biological process: mRNA splicing, via spliceosome. Bases 91 to 795 code for a protein of 234 amino acids. Gene Ontology annotation, cellular component: U2AF complex; spliceosomal complex. The transcript has 8 exons.
AUUCUUUCCAGCAAAUAUUUGAGGCGCUUUUAUUGUGAAGGAGGUGAGUGCUGUCGUUGAUGCUGCUGUCGGUUGAAGCGUCGAGCUAAGAUGGCAGAGUACCUGGCAUCCAUUUUUGGAACAGAGAAAGAUAAGGUCAACUGUUCUUUUUAUUUUAAAAUCGGUGCUUGCCGACAUGGCGACCGCUGCUCCAGAUUACACAAUAAGCCAACAUUUAGCCAGACUAUUGCCCUCCUGAACAUUUACCGGAACCCGCAGAACAAUGCCCAGUCUGCUGACGGUCUGACCUGUGCCAUCAGUGACAUGGAGAUGCAGGAGCACUAUGAUGAGUUUUUUGAGGAGGUCUUCACAGAGAUGGAAGAAAAGUACGGAGAAGUGGAGGAAAUGAACGUAUGUGACAACCUCGGGGACCACCUAGUAGGAAAUGUGUAUGUGAAGUUCCGUUACGAAGAGGAUGCUGAGAAGGCCGUGAUAGACCUGAAUAACCGGUGGUUUAAUGGACAGCCCAUCCAUGCCGAGCUCUCUCCUGUCACAGACUUUAGAGAAGCCUGCUGUCGUCAGUAUGAGAUGGGGGAGUGCACUCGUGGUGGCUUCUGCAACUUCAUGCAUCUGAAACCCAUUUCACGUGAACUGAGGAGAGAGCUCUACGGACGUCGUAGGAAGAGCCGCCACAGGUCUCGGUCUCGGUCGAGAGAGAGGCGAUCUCGCUCGAGGGACAGAGGACGAGGAGGCGGCGGCGGCCGUGACCACGAGAGACGCCGCUCCAGAGACAGAGAGCGUUCGGGACGAUUCUGAACCACAAGCCAUGACUACUUUACCCUUCCUCCCUGUAUCCACGACCAUCUUUUUUUUUUAAGUUUGUACCAUUCAAGAUCUGUUCUAGGACUAACUGAAAGGAACCCAGUUCUGACGCUGUGACAGCUUGUUUUUUCUUGAUUUGUGGAAAUGACUUUCACCUCAUUAAAUUUAAACUUUUUACUUAA